Messenger RNA from Sphaerodactylus townsendi, 5780 nucleotides. It is a transcript of the gene ST6GALNAC6, whose product is annotated as ST6 N-acetylgalactosaminide alpha-2,6-sialyltransferase 6. Gene Ontology annotation, biological process: oligosaccharide metabolic process; ganglioside biosynthetic process. NCBI's taxonomy places the organism in Eukaryota, Metazoa, Chordata, Lepidosauria, Squamata, Sphaerodactylidae. Gene Ontology annotation, molecular function: alpha-N-acetylgalactosaminide alpha-2,6-sialyltransferase activity. The coding region runs from base 260 to 1093 and encodes 277 amino acids. The transcript has 4 exons. The record is from RefSeq and is a predicted model, not a curated record.
AGGCUCUUUCUUAUGUUCUUAUGUUCUUAUGAGUCUGAUAUUGGUCCAUAUCCUGGGCUUGACAACGUAAGCGCAGUUAAACUUUUCUUCUGACUUUCACACAUGCAGGUCAAAGUCCGUGUGAAAUCUGCUUAGGGGCCAGACAUGGGCGUUUCCAAGUCUUGGGCUCUUUCCCCUCCCUGAUCUUUGGCCGCUGCCUCUCUCUUUGCUUCUGCAGAGCCCUCGAGCGGCUGUCUUCCUCAUCCUGUUCGGUCUAGUCAUGCUGCUGAUACUCUACAGCUCCAACAGCCGGAACGAGGACUUCCGCUACACUUCCACGAUAGGAAGGGUUACUCUGCCUGAUAGCCUGAAGGAAUGGGGGGUGAAAAAUGGAUACCUCCCUGUUUCUGGAAACAAGACCUUAGACCGUCACUGUAACCAAUGUGCAAUUAUCACCAGUUCCAGCCACCUCCUUGGGAGCAAAAUGGGGCCAGAAAUCAACCAGAUGGAGUGCACAAUCCGCAUGAACGAUGCUCCCACCACGGGGUACGAAGCGGACAUUGGCAACAAAACCACCUUUCGGGUGGUAGCCCAUUCGAGUCUCUACAGGGUCCUGAGGCGCCCCCAGGAGUUUGUCAGCAAGAACCCAGAUACCAUCUUGAUCUUCUGGGGGCCUCCCAUCAAGAUGCAGCAAGUCCUCAACAAGGUCAUCCAACGGGUCAGCCUGUCGUUCCCCAGCAUGUCAGCUUUUGUAGCUACAGGCAAGCGCAUGUACCAGUUCGACAACCUGUUCAGGAAGGAGACUGGGAAAGACAGAGUGACGUCACGCUCCUGGCUGAGUACAGGCUGGUUCACCAUGGUGAUUGCCGUUGAGCUGUGCAACCGAGUUCACGUUUAUGGGAUGGUCCCCCCCAAUUACUGCACUCAGAACCCUCCGCCCCGCAAGUUGCCAUAUCACUACUACGAGCCGAAGGGCCCAGACGAAUGCGUCACCUACCUUCACAACGAGCGGAGCCACCGGGGUAACCAUCACCGGUUCAUCACGGAGAAACGGGUCUUUGCCAACUGGGCGACCCUCUACAAUAUCACCUUCUCCCACCCAGACUGGGAUUAGCCCUGCACACCCAAUGCCAACAGACACAAGGUGCCAAGCCUGCCUGCUCGGGCAGAGGAAGUCAGGGGGCACCCUCUCUGCCCCCGAAAGAGGAAUCCGUUGAGUGAAGAAGCUGCUUCAACAACCCAGAGAUUUCGCUGCUCAACUUCCGAUGUCCAGCCACCGUCCCGGCACCGGCCUUUCUUUCUGCCCCCCAAAGCCCCCUUGAAUCAAGCAAACCGCCCAACCAGUUCAGCAUCCUGUCGGAUUCCAGGAAGUUCGAAAACUCGGUGUGAACACAGUGGCCUUCCCCCCCACUCGAACUAUACUCUGCUACAGCACAUGGAAGUUCCAUCUAGCUAUUUAGAAGCAGCUCAGCCCUUUCUUUACUCAGAUGUUAGAACGCAAGUACAGAGAAGAAAGGACGGGAGGAUUCGUGUCCUGACUUCUGGAGGGGGUUUGUUAUCUCGCUCCCACUCUCCACCUCCCAGCUUACUCACUAAGGUUACUUCCUGGAUCUUACUAAAACAAAGCCUCCCAGUUGUUGCUGCUAGCUCUAAGUAGAGCUUCAGCAGACCCCUUUUAAGAGCAGGGUGCCACAAAAUCAGCAGGGGGAGAAUGUGGCUCUUGGGUACAAUGAGGCCCAACCAUCAAGCUAUACGUUGAUGACCGUACACUGCUCCCUUCAGUUUAAUGUGUUUUUGUGGAAUCUGAGCGAAUGCAACUGAGAGGCAAGUGGAAUGUCUGCGGCCACUAACCAGGUAUGAGGCAAGGGGAGGCCCAAGCUACUACCACCAACUCUCCCCUGCCCCACCCCUGCCCCUGUUUCCAGACUUGCAGAUGGCAAAGGAAGACAGACUUGCAAAGGCAACGCUAUGCCCCUGCUUCUCCACCCAGCAUGUCUGUCACAGUGCCAGGAGGGGUAGGUAUGGUCACUAGUUCGGAUGCUUUUCAAAGGGGCUUUUUCAAGGCGGAUAAACCAACUAGUUGCUAGCUAUGAUAAAUAAAUAGAACCUCUCUUCUCAGAGGCAGCGUGCCUCUGGCAACCAGGGAGACAUAAAAAACCUGCUUUUGGGUUUCCAGAGGAGCAAGCUUGGCUGGAUCCCCUGCAAUCCAAAUUAACCCCCCCCCCAUCUUUUAUUUUGAAAUUUCAAAUCUAGAACGAGUAUCGCUUCCUGAUUUUUCUUUGUCAUUUCUGUAGCACUUUUUCCAACGUUUUGCCGUUCUUGUACAAUCACCCCAAAAAUUUGGUUGAGAUGGGGCAAAAUAAUAUGGCUUGAAAUAUAGUUCUGAGGUUGCUUUUCAUGAAGGAUUUUAGGAGGUCGAUUUCAGGGUCGGCGAACAGAGUGGAGAAAGGGAUGUGGGUUGAUCUUUGCCAACCACUUGUCUACUCAAGUCACACACCCCUACAGCUUUCCUACGGGUGUAGUUCCACUUCUGCCCAGAGUUGACCGACCAUCCACUGAACAUCCGGGCAAAGAUCGAAACUUGGUUGCCUUGAUCAGGCUUAGCGCUCCUUACUGUGCCCAGCACUGUCCCUAGCCUCUUCACGCUCUAUAAGCACAAUCACUACUAGGUAGUCAACUUUCCGUUCCACAUGUUCACCUGCGUUGAAAGUGCUGGGAAGCGCACCAAAAAAGGAAGCCACCACCCCUCCGCCACGCCCUCCCCACGCCCGCUUUCUACCACCCGAUCUCACCGGGUAGAACACGAGGCAGGAGGGCGAUAAUGGACUGGUUGGAAUUAUCUUAAAGGAACCACCAGCUGCUGUUUGAGAGUUGCGCUCUUCGCGCCUUCAUCUCAUUCCCCCCAUUAAGCCAAUCUGCCCUUAGCAACUCUUUGCAAGAUCACCAUGGCAACUCUUUGCUGCAAGCGCCUGAGCUGGGGGUUUUUUGCUCUCCAAAGGGGCCGGUGACGCCAGUUUACAACUCCAGCUCCCAGUUUUGCUUGGGUUUUUUGCACUCCGGCACAGCUUGGUGCAAACGGUGGGAGUUUUCCUUCCUAGACGACUUGUUCCUGAGCGGCAGGCAGAGGUUGCCCCUGGGAUUUGGAAUGGAAGGGUGCCCUCCUGAAGGUGUUUGGGUAACCCUCAGCCGGGUCCUUAUCGCGCCAUGACGUCCCGGUUUGUACAUCAACACUGCAGGUGGCGUCAGAGCAGCGCCAACGCCCAGAGAGCUGCUGUUUAUACAGCUACACACGCAGCGAAGGGGUUAUAUAUUUUCGUCCUCUCUUAUCACCAGAGCAGCCGCUCGUCAAAAGAGGGGGAAGAUGCUUCACAAAGCGAAUCCAGAUAGACUUGUUUGCAGGUCCCUGCUCAGGAUACAGAGUCGUACCCCGUCAUCUGCCUUAACAAUAACAGGCAUGCUCUCCGCCGUGUGAUUUGUGAGGUAUCUCGUGCCUCCAUGUCUACGAUCACCGAACCAGUUGUCACAUGUUGACUUGAGGCCACCAGUGUCCUUAUGGGGAGGGGGAGAAGCCGGGUGGCCAUCGCCAGGUGUUGUUGCUAUACUUCCUUUCUCUGAUCUGUUGCAAAUGCCGGGAGGAAAGAGUAGCUCUCCCUGUAGCUGUGCUGGGCAGCUGAACUACCUGUCUCUGUAUCUGCAUGUUAUAUUACCUUCUAGGGCUCCAUAGACCAAUAGGCAAGGCUCCAAAGACUAGAUUGCUGAAUUCUUUCUCGAUUUGUCACCAGCUUUGAAUAACCUCGCCAUGCCUCAGUUUCACCCUCUGUAAAAUGGGUUAGGAAAGGAAGGUCUGUCAGGCCAGAUGUGGGGAGGGGUUAUCAAUAUUUCUCUCUCCAAAAAAGCUGUGGGAACACAGAAGAUGGUUGAUGCUCGGAGGUUUGCAGAAUUCACGUCGUCUGCGGUCGUGCUGACCCUCAGAAGAGUGCUGUGCGCCCAUCUCUGGAAAUCGGGCCGUGUACCCCCAGUGUGAGGGCUUUAGCUUAUGGCCAGGCCUGCCACAGGAGCCACUUUGUGAGUCACCGGUGUCACAAAUGUGGUCAUGCGCAGAACUGCUGGUAGGACAGGCGGCUUGUCAUGAAGAGCAGCUUAUCCGCUUAACUUUGCUGAAAGCUGCAAAGCGUUGGAGCUGUCCGGCUAGCACUUUGAAAUAAAACCACCUUUAGGAAUCGCGCAGAGAUGAGCCGAGUAGUAUUGAAGACCACCUUUGCGUCUUGGUAGAAUUCCGGGGGGUGCAUGGAGGUGUAUCCGUACGCCUAGCUGAGUUUCUGGGAAAUCUUUAGGGUCUUUCCUGAUAUCCUUCACUUCUCCUUCUCCUCGGCUUCGUUCUUCCCUAGGUGGUUAAACUGUGUCAAGACAGAAUGAAUUCAGGCCGGAGUGGAAGGUGACCUAUCGGAAUACAUCCUCAAGAAAAUAUCCCCACACAUAGAAAACUAGCAUGUCAAGGUGGGAGAUCAGGUAAGAACUCUUGAUCCUGACAUGCUAGUUUUCCACGCAAAGUGGAUUUUGUUGUAUAGAGGAGCAUUCUAGCAUGUGAGCUGGAUUCUGCAGUCUGUAGUAACCUGGCUCUGGCAUGAAAAGUAAGCCUAAAAUUCCAUUAAAAGUGUGAGGAAAAAACUUAUCCCAUUACCCAUAUUUAUGGGUUGGUCAAGAAGAUGGUCAACUAUGUAAUGUUUGAAUGCUGUAGGGCUGUCAGUGGUACAGAAUUAAGAAAGGAGUGGCUAGCCUCAUUUUUCCCAUGUGUACACAUGCUAACAAAAUCUGGGAUGGAGAAAACCCAAUUCUUGACUGUUUGCGAGAUGUUGCAUCCCAUAUUUUGUAUAUACUUAACUCCUAGUCCUUCUGAGUUAUUGUGCAACUAGGGGAUCUAAGUGCCAAACGUAGGAUAGCCUCUUUUGUCUGAAUGGCUCCGGGGGAUACUUAAGGAACCCAGUUGGUCAGAUAUGUAAAGCAGGCAAGCUGUUAGUCACCUAUUUCUGUCCAUUUGAAGAAGUAUGUGAACCUGCAAGUGACACAGAGUUCUUAAUCAUAAGACUCCCUACAGUAUAAUGAAGUGUUCUGUUUAAUGCAGAAGCUUUGCAAUAAAGUACACUGCCUUAUCUAUUAGCUAUUGUCUCCUGUGGGACCAAAACAGUGCUAGUUGUCUUUAUCAGACUUGUGGAUGAUCAGACAUCUGGAUCAUUUAGUCUUAUGUGCAUACACUUAAAAUAGACAUGUGUAGAACUAAAGUGUAAUCAAAUUGGACCAUCCAGGAACUCGGGGCUCAUUUAGAUUAGACACAAGAGAUCCGUGAUCAAUCGAAGAGAUGUCAAUCUCCCACCACAAGCUGCUAUUAGCUCCCAUAGGAGAAAAAACAGGCUCCCAGUGACGACUGUUUGGGACUCGAAUUCAGUAGUUUGCAGCUAAUUGGCAAUUCAGGACUUGACAGCAGGGCCUCGACGCAGUAUAUUGUAUAUUAACAAUAUUGACAAGGAACAGCCGAUUGGGAUCGAGAGUGCCUUGAUGAUCUUUGGGGGCAGAGUCUUCUAAAAUAUCUCUUGUGGUCGGCACAAAGUGUUUCAAUGGUGGGUCGCUUUUUUGCAUGAACCCUUUUUUGGGAAUUCUGUCCAGGAGUCUUGUGCCCUUGACGAGAAGCAGCUAAACGUAACGGAGAGUGUUGUGGUGCCCGGAGCUGCACACCAAAUCGGAAAGGAAGAGAGUUUUGUAAUUAUUUGUAUGGAAAUAAAUAUUGCUACAUCUUUAUCUUGCAA